AUGAAGUCCUUUUCCCUUGUGGGCUCUGUGGCCCUGUUGUCAUCCUUCUCUUGGGCUCUGCCAACUGAAAGCCCGGCCGCCUCGCUUCAAGAGAGGCAGAGCGGUUCAUCAUGGUUUUUGCCAAACAUUGACCACACCACGGGAGCCGUCAGAGGCUAUGUUCCCAACCUGUUUUCCAGCAAUGGUGCUCAGGACUAUAACUACCCCGUCUACAAGACGGUGAACUCUGGCGAUGCUACCGGUUUCGUCAGUGCCCUCAAUUCUGAUGGACCACUUGGUGCCAGAGACAACUGCUAUUUGGCUGGAGAGCCUCGUCUUGUUUACCUGCCUCCAGGAACUUAUACCAUCGGAAGCACCAUUUACCUUAACACUGACACCAUCAUCAUUGGUGACGCUGCCAACCCCCCCACCAUCAAGGCGGCUGCCAACUUCAACGGCAACUACCUCAUCGUCGGUGGUCAGGGUGAUGGUUCCUACCACCCUUGUAAUGACUCUGGUGGUGAAGACCACUUCUCCGUCAUGAUCAAGAACGUCAUUCUGGACACCACUGCCGUCACUAGCCAAAGCGGUUUCGUCGGCCUGAGCUGGUCCGUUGCCCAGAACUGCGCCUUGGUCAAUGUCAAGAUUAACAUGCCCCAGGGCAUUCACACUGGUCUGCUCGUCAAUCCAGGAUCUACCAUAUCCGUCUCCGACGUCCACUUCAGCUUCGGUAACAUUGGAUUGCACUGGAAUGGCAACCAGCAGGGUCAGGUCAAGGGCAUGACUUUCACUGACUGCACCAACGGUAUCUUCAUUGACAACGGCAACACCAUCAGCAUCUUCGCCCCUACUUGCAACACCGUCGGCCGCUGCAUUGUCCUCAACUCCGGAAACCCCUGGGUCGCUGUCAUCGAUGGUGUCAGCCAGAACUCUGGUGAUUUCUUCACCAGUAUCCCCAGCUACCCCAACUUCAUGAUUGAGAACAUUUCCAAGGACACCACCAACACUAACAUGGUCACCGUUGGCGGUGCCGUCAAGGUUGGUGGCGUUACCAGCAUCGGAACCUACGUCUGGGGCAACACUCGUGGCACCAACCCCAUCUACGUGACCAACCCGACUGCUCAAGCUGUGAACAGGCCCGCAGCGCUUGCUCCUGGCGGCAGAUAUCCCGUGAUCAACGCCCCUCAGUAUGCCGACAAGACCGUUGCCAACGUUGUCAACUUGAAGGAUCCCAACCAGAACGGCGGACACACCCUACAGGGCGAUGGCUUCACCGAUGACACAGCUGCUCUGCAGGCUGCUCUCAACACCGCUGCCAGCCAGGGCAAGAUUGCCUACCUGCCCUUCGGUAUCUACAUUGUCAAGUCGACCAUCACCAUCCCUCCCGGAACUGAGCUGUACGGUGAGGCCUGGUCUACCAUUUCCGGAUCUGGCAGCGCCUUUGCUUCCGAGUCCAACCCAACCCCCGUUGUCCAGAUCGGCAGCACCCCCGGCCAGAAGGGCGUCGCUCACGUCCAGGACAUUCGAUUCACCGUCAACGAGCCUCUGGCCGGUGCCAUUCUGCUCAGAAUCAACAUGGCCGGUAACAACCCCGGUGAUGUCGCUGUUUUCAACUCUCUCAACACCAUUGGUGGCACCCGUGACACGUCCAUCAACUGCAGCAACGAGGACAGCUGCAAGGCCGCCUACCUUGGUCUCCACCUUGCUGCUGGUUCUUCCGCCUACAUCGACAACUUCUGGUCUUGGGUCGCUGACCACGCCACUGACGGGAGCGGCAAGGGCAUCCGAAGCGCCGUCAAGGGUGGUGUCCUCGUCGAGGCGACUGCCGGUACCUGGUUGACGGGUCUUGGAUCCGAGCACAACUGGCUCUUCCAGAUGAGCUUCCACAACGCCGCCAACGUCCUCAUCACCCUCUUCCAGAGCGAGACCAACUACCACCAGGGCAACAACGGCGCUGACCUCGUCGGCGCGCCCUUCAAUGCCAUUGCCUCUGACCCCAACUUUUCGUGGUGCAGCGGCGGUGACACUGUUUGCCGCAUGGGUCUUGCUCAGUACUACACUGGUAGCAACAGCAAUAUCUACCACUACGCCUCUGGUAGCUGGAACUUCAACGGCUUGACCCACGUUGACCAAGGCAUCAUGAACUAUAUCCAGACUGCUGUGACCAACUCUAAGCUUUUCGGCUUCACCGCCGGACCCAAUGUCGCAGAGACCGUGAGACUGCCCAACGGCGCAGAGUUUGGCAACGGUGGCAAUGACGGAUAUGGUGGAUCUUGGCAGACUCUGAUUGCCAACAUUGCCAGCCAGUCUUAA
Messenger RNA from Trichoderma aggressivum f. europaeum, 2292 nucleotides. RefSeq names its product CAZyme family GH55. NCBI's taxonomy places the organism in Eukaryota, Fungi, Ascomycota, Sordariomycetes, Hypocreales, Hypocreaceae. The record is from RefSeq and is a predicted model, not a curated record. Bases 1 to 2292 code for a protein of 763 amino acids. The transcript has 4 exons.